AUGGAAAACGUUGAUCAAAUAAAGCGACCAUUGGAAGGGGUGUAUCUCAUUGACCAAGAAGCUACAUAUAAUGCCCCAAAUCCUACUCCACUUGAUAACUUGCUUGCUAUGUACGACCUUGAACUGAUAGCCAGCUCGUUAGGCAGAACAAAACCUGAUGGAUCGAAAGGAGUUAAACUCAGAAAGUCAUAUAAGAACCACAUCCAAGACUUGAAAGGCAAGCAUCAAAUACCGCCCUCGAAGCCUUUAAACGGCCAGAUAUUGGACCCAGAGCUAGCUAAAAUCCCCGACGUGAUCACCGAAUUCAACCCGGAGUUGCUUAGUGCUGCUUUGAAAUUUGAUAAAACAUCCAUUAACGGAAUUCCGGGCUUUUCUCCGUCUGAUUUGGCCUUGAGCGAUCAAGCCGCCUCCACGAGAGGAGAUGACAAUGGCGAGUCCGAAGAGGCAAAGAGAAAGCGGAAAAAAAAGCAGCUUAUGGGGGUAGAAUACAAGCGCCAUCAUAUCUAA
Molecule: messenger RNA, 507 nt
Organism: Metschnikowia bicuspidata var. bicuspidata NRRL YB-4993
Lineage: Eukaryota; Fungi; Ascomycota; Pichiomycetes; Serinales; Metschnikowiaceae
Gene: MED19
Product: Med19p
Exons: 2
Coding region: 1-507 (168 amino acids)
Biological process (GO): regulation of transcription by RNA polymerase II
Cellular component (GO): mediator complex; core mediator complex
Molecular function (GO): transcription coregulator activity
Source: RefSeq, a predicted model, not a curated record